This is a messenger RNA of Lasiodiplodia theobromae, 585 nucleotides long. RefSeq lists its product as uncharacterized. The record is from RefSeq and is a predicted model, not a curated record. The transcript is spliced from 3 exons. Bases 1 to 585 code for a protein of 194 amino acids. NCBI's taxonomy places the organism in Eukaryota, Fungi, Ascomycota, Dothideomycetes, Botryosphaeriales, Botryosphaeriaceae.
AUGGCUCAACAUGAUGACCUCGGGCAGAAUGUGGUUAAUGGAAACAAAGUCAUCAUAGAGGAGAUGAAGAAAUUGGUCAUCGACCUCGGGUUUCCGGGCAGCGAAGACGUUGUCAACCCUUGGGACAGGUUUCUUUUCCGCUGGCGGUGGUAUCUGUACAAGCCAAAGAUGACAGCGCUGCGGCAGGAGCUCGAUUCCAUCAAAACUUCCAUGACGCUAUUCGUUUGCAUGGUGGAUCUUGAAAAGAAGAUGAAUGAUCCAACUGAUCGAAUCAGUGAGGCUUGUAUCACCCUCGAAGAGCAAAUCUUUGAGCUGAAGAAGCUGUUGAAGCUGCAGAAAAAGGAGAUCCGAAAGACCCGGGAACGGCUCGAUUACGUCGACGAGAAGAGAAUGCCAGCUUUGACCGUCGACAGGCAGAUUUGGGAUCUCGCAAACGAACAGCAUCGAAGAUUGGAGCCAUUGCGACGGCAAAGACGGAUCGAACAACUGGGACCACUGCAAUCUCGAUGGCCGAACGAUUCGGGAACUUCCUUUACAUCUCAAGGGGAUACGAAGCCCAAGGAUCCGAGUGGUCCAAACGACUAG